GCCUUUCGUCCAGCUUUGACUUAAUGGACGUGUGAGCGACUCUGAAGCACGUCAACAAAUGGAUCUCGAUAUGUCGUUUUGCAGUAUCACAAGCUUGUAGCAAAAUCGUGCGGAUAAGGUCCAUAUCCGGCUGUUCUACGAAGUUCUCAGUAAUGUCUCCAUUCCUAUUUAUUUAUUGCCUAUUGCUUGCAUACCCUUAGCUCCCACCCACGGCACGUGUCGAGGAAAGACGAAGGAAGUCAAAACACAAACUCACGCGAAAAAACCAAAAGCAGGGCAGCGGGCAACCACGCAUAUUCGUGCGCUUCUAGACUCGUUACCAGACCAUGUCCUUACCAUAGCACCUUCCUACAGGACACUCUGAAAAUGGCAAAACAGGCAACUUUGUACAAACGGCUGGGUCCUGACAGACGAGAUUGAGAGCACGGACGCCAGAGUAGCUCGUCGAAUACCGCCAGGCGCGGAGACUGUUCCCAGUGUCGGGACAAACCUUGUUGGUUUCCCUGACAAUCAGGAUCCACGACACAGGCAGUAAGGGGUAAGGUAACGUGAGUGGAGUGCAUGUGUGACAGUAGAGAUGCAUCGUUAUGUUUGUGUAGGGAGUGUUUAAUGCACUUGCUUUCUUUUAUCUGACUGACUGAUCACUCACCCCUUGGAGGCUGAGACGUCAAUCGAACGUGGAGACGCAUAGAAGAUCAAAUAUUUGGAUCCCGGAAGCCUCUGGCAGGAUGAAACGAUAUCUGCCCGGUCGAAGUCGUACUGAAAGACCUGCUCAGUGUUUUCUACCCAACGACUCGGAUCUCCGUAGCUGGUUCCGCAUACUCUGGGUACUACGAAUUCCUGAAAAAGGAGAGAAAUACAAAUACAUCCGAAUGCAUCCGAUAUCCAGCACCCCUCCAUGCCCUACCUGGCAACAGCUUCCCUCCGCCCAACAUCCAUUGUUGAAGACGAUUAUGUUGCGGGUUGGCGACACGUCAUAUCUCGCCUCCUUGAUGGCACCCAGCAAAGUUGAACUGAAGCGAAUGUCAUUGAAGCUCCACUUGGCACUGUGGCUGCUGUAGAGGACGCGAUUAGCGUCAAACGGGUCCGCGCGAUAGUUGAAGGGACGGCCAUAACGGAACAGAAAAUCGCCUUUGGCCGUCGCUGCCUCGGCGGUGCUGAUGGAGUGGUCGAUUAUGUAGAUUUCGCUUGUGUGACUGAUGAGACAGAACAUAAGAGCAGUAAAAGGACAGCAUAGAAGAGACAAAGCGUGACGCUCUCACCGGGACGAUAUCAUGAUCUGGUCCAGCUCCUCGUUGUAGUCGAGUGAGUUCCAGUGAAGCCAGUCCACUGAAACUGAAAAGCUUAUGUCCCUCGCUGUCACGGGCGGGAUGUUGACAUCGAGUCUGUAGUAGUAGUCGUCUGGAUGGUCGCAGUAAGGAACUGACAUAACCAACAGCAGCAGGCACAGCAUCCAUUUCUCUAUGUCCAUGAAUGUGUGUGGGGGGUGUUUUACGUGUGUGUGCGUGUGUGUGGUGUACCGUAAUUGUCCUUUGUCCUAUCGAAGUCCUGGACCACAAGAGCGAUACAGAGACAAAGGGGGAAGCCACACACUUACCUGGAUAAGGUGGUCCCACAUUCUCCAACCUGCCAGUGCACGACAGAAUUUAAUGAUGGCAGACAGCAUGAUUUACACAUGUCGUGCAUCAUAUACUUACGCCACACUUCCUUUGCGGAGUUCUUGCCGACCGGCGUGACCUCAACGAUCUCCUCCGUCAGCAGAUACCCCGACUUGUUUUGGUUGUCUGGUAUGUCUCGUGCAGGAUCGCGGCCGGCCUGAAUGGCCUCAGCGUAGUCCUUGACGACCCACAGGAGGUACAAGAUGUUGCCGUUCGGCAGCCCAAUUGUCUCGUGGUGCUGAAUGGCAAUGCGUCCUCUCUCGAAUUUCGUGGUGUUAAAGUCCCACACGACCUGAGCCAUGUACACGCAUCCCUCACUCACUCAAAUCAUCCAUCGAUACAUCUUGCGUACGGUGCUGUCUUGAUCGAUGAGCUGGAGAAUCCCAGCGCGUCCGCCGUACGGAAACCACGGAUCAGCGCGGAGCCCGGGUCUAGUUGGAUCACUCGCACUUCGGAGGGCCAAACCAUUCCUCAAAAUGGAGGUCGCACCUGCCGCGGUGCCUCCGCUUUUCGUAUCAGUGAUGUUGUACGUCUUGGCGAUGCACAAAUUCGAGUCAUAGAGAUAUGCGACAUUGACGCCAUUGGGCGCCCACAGGGUCAGCUGGUCCAUAUGUCUCCCUCGCAUCUUGUCUAGAGGUCUGGUGUUCUCGAGGACCGAUAGUACUGAAACCCACACAGUCAGCCAUUUCAUGUGUGCCAGUCCCAUGACAUAUGCGGUCAUCUCUGUGCAUGACUGACCACCUGAUGAUGUGUUGGAGGUGAGGUUGCCCUGAUGCACGGAAGUAUCCACGUCAUCUGUGCCAUCGGCACGCGACGAAGUCACGUGUCGGCGCCUCGGCGCGUGCCGGCGGACGGUGUUGCCUUGGGAUACGGGCCCGGCCGAGGCGGAGCCUAUGAGAAGGGCGACGAGAACCACCAGAAUGGCAAUCAGUGGCGUCACGACAAGAAGCUGGCCCCGCACCGACAACACACGAAACAGACCACGGAAGGGACACAGAGAUGUGUGUGACGAAGGUGGUGCACCACUGAGUGCUUUCACCUGCAGCAGCGGUGCCGAUGACUUGUACGGAUCCUGGUGCUGCCUUGGGACGAGAUCUUCUGUGAGGAGGGAGCCGAUAGCCGAUUUUUUUGGUAAAUGUCUCUCUGGGAAUCUGUCGGGGCGAGUCGUCCCGUCAAACCGAGACGAGGACAGCCGAGCCCGGACUGACACGCUGCCCCGAAUGCACUUCGUCGUGUCUCCUUCAUGCCACGUCCCCCUUUCCCCCCCUCCCGGCGUAUCGCUACCGCUGGCUCUGUGUCUUCCUCUUCUGGCAGGUUCCCGCUUGGAUGGGUUUGGUGAGGUGCCGAUCGCCGUGGGUUUCAGAUAUAGUUGCCGACGUUGACAGGAUCCACUCAUAACUCAUAA
Messenger RNA from Vitrella brassicaformis, 3063 nucleotides. Lineage: Eukaryota; Vitrellaceae. The record is from the annotation of a GenBank genome assembly.